UUGAAUUUCAUUACCCUUUCCUUGCUUCUCCAUAUUACAUUUCUGUCUCAUCAUUUCUGUCUCCCUUGCAAUCCACCUACUCCAACCACAUACAAAUAUAGAAGAACCAUAUUAACACUUACACCUUCAUCAGGUUACAUAAUAUAUGCCAUAUUUAUAUCUAUAUAUAUAAUCAUCUUAUUAUAUAUAGCAGAUGGCAGAACUUGAUCAUCAGUACUCUAAAGCUUUUACCAAGCCCGCAGCCGCCCAAAAUAAUAAUGGGCGGCUGAAGCUGUUCGGGUUCAACGUGACAGAAGAUUACGAAGACGCGGAGUCGUCGUCGACUAAAACGGAAUCCGGGUCUCCGGAACCUGGCGGUUUUCCGUCUUCCGACGGCCGGAAAUACGAGUGCCAGUACUGCUGCCGGGAAUUCGCGAACUCUCAGGCCCUCGGCGGCCACCAGAACGCUCACAAGAAAGAGAGGCAGCAGCUGAAGCGCGCCCAGAUGCAGGCCAGCCGGAACGCCGCCACUCUCUCCUACAUUCGGAAUCCGAUGAUGUCCGCCGCCUUCUCCCCGCCGCCGCACCUCCUGGCUCCGCCCGGAUCCGUCAUCGUCCCCGCCUCAUCGCCUCCCACGUGGAUGUACGUCGCACGCGCCCCGCCUCCCUUCCACGUGUCGCACGGGUCGUGUGUGAUUCCCACGUCUCCCGCGGCGGUGGCGAACGGUAGGACGGCGGCCAACUUAUCUUAUUCCUCCGGCGGGAUGGCGGAAUCGAGCGUCACGAGUUUGGGCCGCCAAUCUGUUGUUCAUCAUCAGACCGAUAGGAUUCAUGAUGGGCCGUCGUUGAGUAGGUUUUCGAGAGACGGCGGUGGCGGAGCCAACUUUGACGAUGGGUUCGGGUUGGAUCUGCAACUAGGCCUAGCUCCGGCGGGGCCUUGAUCAGGUCAUCCGGCGGCCGGCGGGCAGCUAGUUUAGUUUCAAGGAGGGCUUAUUUGGUUUGGGUUUUGACUACUACGGGCCAUCGGUUAUAAGGAAGCUGGUGCUUUAUUUUUAAUUUAUGUAUAUACAUAUAAUUUUCAUUUCACAUUCGAGGUAUGUACAUUAUUUAUUUAGAUUUAUUAAAUUAUUUUACGGAUUAAUAAUGUAAUGAUCAUGAGUACAUGGAUCGGAUUUGGACCAUCAAAUAAGAAUUCUGUUUAGGUAUUUUCUAAACUCUUUCAUAGAUUGAAUUAUUUAUGGCGGAUAUCAGGGAUAUGUCAGUAGAGUUGAUAAUGAAAUCAUGCUCAGUUUUUUCAA
Cuscuta epithymum is the source of this 1276-nucleotide messenger RNA. Lineage: Eukaryota; Viridiplantae; Streptophyta; Magnoliopsida; Solanales; Convolvulaceae. The record is from the annotation of a GenBank genome assembly.